UUUGGAUUUUUGCGGGGGAGCGACUGGGAAGUUUUGAGGAGGUGCCAACCAUCUAGUUAAGUCAUGGAUACUCUAAUGCAACUGUGUGGAUUAUGUUUACUUUUGAUUAUUCCAGUUGUCCAUACAGUACCAUGGGGCUACCCUCAAACAAAACCUGGUACGGACUACUGGCCUAAGAUAUAUCCCAUGUAUUGUGCUGGUUUGAGCCAAUCACCGAUCGACAUAAGGUCGACUGCUGCUAUCAAAAUGGAACCCGUCUCGUUUGAUUUGCUUGGAUUUGGAGCCCAACUCCCGAGAAAUGCUAAUAUUGUUGUGCAGAACAGUGGCCUCAGCGCUCAAGUAAAGCUCAAGGGUGAUUACUUUGUGAGUGGGGGCGGGCUCCCUGGUGCACAAUACAAAGCUGCAAGUAUUCACUUCCAUUGGGGCAGUACCAACGACAGAGGAUCCGAACACACCGUGGAUGGACGCCAAGCUCCUGCAGAGAUGCACAUCGUGACUCAUGACGUAAGAUUUGCAACAGUUAGCGAGGCAGCUUAUAAAGUGGACGGGUUGGCAGUUCUUGGAUUCUUCAUCGAGAUUCAAGCACAGCCUAAUCCCGGUUUCCAAGCAUUAGUGGACGCACUUGGCAAGUUGAAAUACAACGGUGACACAUUCACUCUUCCAGCCCCGUUCGCACUCUCAGAUUUACUGCCAAACACCAACAUCAUGAUGCCCUAUUUCCGUUACCGGGGGUCUCUCACGACACCCACUUGUAACGAGGUUGUAGUGUGGACAGUCUUCAAGAUGCCGAUUCGCCUUUCCCAAGCUCAGCUCAACGUCUUCCGCAGGCUUUUAGAAACCUCGGCAGGGGCACCUGUCGAAAGACCAUUGGUUGACAACUGGCGGCCGACACAGCCCCUCAACGGCCGAUUAGUAUAUCACUCUGCUGGUGUCUUGCGAUCAAACUAAACACCGCAUCGUGCUAACAGGGCUCAAUUUCAUAGAGCUGCUUAGGCACAAACAGCAGCUUAGCACAACACAAUUAUGCUUAACAGAGCAAG
Asterias rubens (European starfish) is the source of this 1040-nucleotide messenger RNA. RefSeq names its product carbonic anhydrase-like. Lineage: Eukaryota; Metazoa; Echinodermata; Asteroidea; Forcipulatida; Asteriidae. The transcript has 8 exons. The coding region runs from base 64 to 948 and encodes 294 amino acids. Gene Ontology annotation, cellular component: plasma membrane. Gene Ontology annotation, molecular function: carbonate dehydratase activity; zinc ion binding. The record is from RefSeq and is a predicted model, not a curated record.